Molecule: messenger RNA, 3686 nt
Organism: Nicrophorus vespilloides
Lineage: Eukaryota; Metazoa; Arthropoda; Insecta; Coleoptera; Silphidae
Product: ribosome-binding protein 1
Exons: 16
Coding region: 306-3074 (922 amino acids)
Cellular component (GO): endoplasmic reticulum membrane
Source: RefSeq, a predicted model, not a curated record
UUUUUACCGGCUUUUAAAUCUCUAUAAAUAAAUACCACGUAUUGAAUCGAGGAAGCGACAACCGGACCGCUACGAGUUAUUUAUUUGUUACAUAAAAGAGGAGCAUGCAUCUGAACUGCGUUCGACGGGAAUAGAUUACUUGCCUUAAAAGCAAAUAAAUCUUCCGCGGAAUAGGAAGUAGGUUAAGCAAAACAAUAGAAAACCAAGGAGUAACGGAUCGAGUGCGCACACUGAAACAUAAAUUUGUAGAAAAUUUACACUUCAAUAAUUCCGCUUCCUUGGAUACACUUUCAAGAUCCGCGAACAUGCCUCUUCUUAAUCACGUUCUAUUGAAAAUGUUCGAUUUGGAAUCUAUGUGUUUGAUCGGAGGCGUCUUCGUUAUAUCCGCAGGCACUUUGUUUAUUAUCGAUUAUUUAUUUAAAAAUAAGAGUUACGAAGAGGCGGUGGCCGAGCAGAGGCAGCAGAACAGCGCUUUGUACAAUUCUCAGCGUCCGAAGCCGAAGGAGAAGAAGCAAAAAAAGAACAAUAAAAAGGUAAAAGAAAAGAGGUCUUCUAAGGACAAGGAAACUGAUAGCGUUGAUGAUUCGGAGAAUCAAACUUCUGAUGCUGGUGAGUCUAGCAAGUCUCACCACGUCGAGUUCACCGAGGUCACCGUCAUCGAAGAUGUAGCCAAGGAGUCAUGCAGCGCUAAGAGGAAGCAAAAGAAAGAUGUGGUCCGGCCCAUACUGGUGAACAGGGACUCGUCCGCUGAAAAUAUUCAGUGUAACGUAGAACCUGUCUCGCCAGCCAAUCACUUCGAGGAGUUGCAUCCCAAAGACGAAUUCGAGUUGUUGAAUUCGCAUAAGGAUGAUUCUCCGAAAGAGUCUCCAAAGGGCAAGGGGAAGAAGCAGAAUAUCGAGAACGAGCCCCCUAAGCAACAAAAGUCCGAGAUGCAGAAGAACAAAAAGUCUUCCAAGUCUCAGUCUAACGAGGGGAAGAAAACGGUCGAUGUAGUGGACAAACCGAUUACGCCUGAACCAGUUUUCAUAUUACCGGUUGAGGUUACUGCAUCUGCAACAGUCUCUGCUAAUCCUCCUCCUCCAAAAGAUAAGAAGAAGAAAAAGAGCGAAAUCAGUACACUUCAACAACUAGCUGGCGAUAAAUCGCAAGAAGUGAAUAUUUCCAUUUUGAUGCCUUUGGUGCGUAACGCUGAAAUGUCUCGUGAUGAAGUUCAAAUUCUUAUUGAUAUGUUACUAAACAAGCAGCAGGAUGCUCCGGUUGCCGAUGAAUGGAGCGAAGGUAAAGCCGAUCCCAUUCAGAAGCUGAAGAGACAGCUAGCUGAAAAGGAAAAGCUCGUCGUUGAAUUGGAAGAGUCCCUGACUGGAAGCCAGAACAAGUUGCGCGAAAUCCGCGCCGAUUUUAACGCCGACAGAGCUAUACUUCAACAAAACGUGCGCGACCACUUGGAGAACAUCAAUAAGUGCAAUGCAGAGCGUCAGGCCAUCGAGAACAAAAAUCAAAUUUUGAGUAAGCAAUGCAAGCACUUCAGCGACGAACACAUCAAGAUAAUGGAUCAGUUCAACAAUCUUCAAUUGAAACAUCAACAGCUGGAAGUGCACCUCGCCCAGAAACAAGAAACUGAAUUAAAUCAAUUGCAAUUGCUUGAGCAAAAGUUGAAGGAGGAUCUUGCGGAGAGGGAGCACAAAAUUGCCGAUUUACUUCGCAUCAAUGAAGAACUAGAGUCGAAUCUCCACUUGGAAAUGCAGAAUAAGGUUAAAUCGAGGCAGAUUGCGGAUGAGGCAAUGUGCAUGAAGCAACAGCUCGAAGUAAUUCAUGAGCAGAAAGAGGAGGAGAUCAAAUCUUACAAGAGCGAUAUAAUGCAUUUGAAAAGUGAACAGGUAGCCCUGUCCGAGGUUAACAAUCAGCUGAAGAACGAAAUCGCAAAUCUGCAAACGGAAAGCGCUCAAUUCGCCGACCGCAUCGAUAACGUUGAAAAAGCAAAGGCAUCUUUGGUCGAAGAGACAUCACAGUGGCACGACGAAAAUGCGAAGCUACAAGAGGAGAACGCUGCUCUUUCAAGCGAGAAGGCAACAUUGCAGCAGGAGAAGUCUGCCGAGGAGGAGGAGAAAUUGAAACUGGCAAAGGAGAUGGAUGAAAUCAAAGGACUGAAACUGAAACUGGAGACUGAUAUUUCUAAGCUGGUUGAGGAAAACAAGAAACUGCAAUCAAACAUCGUCGUUUUAAUCGAAGAUAAGGAAGCAUUAGAGGCCAAGUCCACUGGAACUCUUGAAACCAACGAGAAGCAGAUGGUUCAGUUGCAAGCUGAACUGACCGACGCGAAUUUGAACUUCCAAAAAAUGAAAGAGCAGUUGCAUAAGCAACUCGAAGAACAGAGGAAUAAGAAUAAUGAUUUGCGGCAAAAGAAUUGGAAAGUGAUGGAGGCUUUAAAUGCAGCGGAAAGUAGAUCUAAAGCGCAGGAAAAGCAGCCAAUUAUUAACUUGGAUCUUAUGAUCACAAACGCAAGAGCUGAAGAGCAGCAAGCCGGUAAGGACUUUGUUCAAAGGCUGUUCCCCAGCAUCCAAGUGCCAUCGAGUCUUCCACACGAUAAAUGGGAAGAGCAAGUCGUGAAAUCAGUAGAAGACCAAUUGCAAAAGUUGAAAGCGGCUGCCGCCGUCGGCAAAGUAGAUCAUUCAGCGGAUUUGGCUAGAAUGACGUCAAAGAUAUCAGACUACAAGAAAAUAAUUGAUGAAACGGAGGGAAUGUUGAGCAAGCUGCAUAAUCACAUCGAAACUGAGGAGAUUCGUUGGAGGAAGGAAUUGAGGAGCAAGGACGAGCAGAUCGAGAGGCUUGAAGCUGAGGCUCAGCUUUCGAAACAGGUAGAAUCAGAAAUGGAUGUCAGUUUAAAUAAAUCCAUUGAAGUGAAAAAAAAUGUCUCAACAAAGAGUCAAAACCAUAGCAACCCGACAAACGGCCCAACGCCGUCUGCAAUCUCUCAUGAUCUAACGCUAUCAACCGCUUCAAGUGCCACCUCAUCCAUAACCGAAGAGUCUGUGAAAAAGAAUAAAAAGAAAAAGAAAAAGAACAACGGAAAAUAAGGACGCAGUACUUUAAAUACUAUCUUUUUUCUAAGCCUAAACUUAGUUUAUUAAUUUAUAUUAUUAUUUUUUUACUCAACUCAUUACUAUUUGCAUUCUAAUUAAAUAACUAAAAAAAUAUAAGUAUAUAUAUAUAAAAAAAAACUCAGUGAUAUCUCAUUCCGAUUUACUAAAACGAAGAUAUAGAAAUUUAAAAAUAAUCUUUUACAAAUAAAAGCAAUUGAUUGUUCUCAGAUCAUGUGUGCAAUAAACGAAAUCUUUUUUUAUGUCAAACAGUUUCGUAAACUAAACAAAAAACUAUGUUUAACAAUUGAUUUUACUACAUGUGUAAAUAAGAAUAUUUAUAAUAUAGCAAAGCUUCUGUACUCAAAUUUAUUAUUUUAUUCCUUUUAUUAUGUUUUUCUUUUUUUUUGUGUUUACAUCUGUGCUUAUAUUUAUAUAUCUAUACAUAAAAUAGAAUAGGAUUUUCUAAAGGAAAAAAAAACUAUAAAAAACAAAACAAACUAAGGGAUAGGAUGAAAAUUAAAAGUUGUAUUGCAUCGAGGAUAUGAAUUAUUGAAAGGAGAAAAUCGAAAACCAUGUAACAUGAAUAAAAAAAUUUAUUACGCUAAA